AAAUGUGCUACAAGCCAAACACGACUCUUUAUAAACGUAAUGAAAUAAGUUGUUUAUUCUCAACGACACCUAACGCCUCCAUUACCCAGUGUGCAUUGCGUAUUUUACGACUUUUGACCUCUGGAUAAAAACAAGCCGAUCAGCUGAUGUAAAAGCAACAACAUCUACAAGGUCUGAUGAAAAACAGCUCAGCUGGCUAACUGUGUGUGUGUGGCAGUCGGUGUAUGGUGUUGGUGUACGUGUCCGGUUUUAGACUGUGCUGAGGCAGCGACUCAGGCGUUGUCCGUCCGAUCAGUAGCCGCUGCUAAGUCAGUCGACUGAAAUGAAGGUAGCUUGUUUAGUCACAAGUGAGACUCUUUGUUUAGCUAAUAGUAGCUAGAGACUGGUAAUUGUUGAGUGAGUUAUAUAGCGCAUUUCAUGGGAUUUUGACCAGCAUUACAGCAACUUGUCAUCGUCUGUUGAGGUGUAACAUUAUUAAAAGAGGCAGCUAAUGUUGGUUAGCAAAUUGUUGUUCCAAAACAUAAAGUAAACACUAGUCGGGACAAGUGUGUUUGAAGCUGCUGCCUGCAUCGGAUUUACUUCAGACUGAACGUCCUCGUUAAAAGUAAGGAGUAACAAAGUCAACCGAACAUUUUAUUGUUUUUCUUGGCUGCAUUUUAAACUUUUAGAUAAUUUUAACAUAAAAAGUUGCAUCACAUCUGGUCUCAGACAUUUGUUCAACUGUACCAUGACCUUGUGUCUUCCACCUGCACUUCUUUGGCAGUCUUGAUAUUCUGAGUAAUAUUUAAAGUCACAGCUCCCCCUUUCUUAUCAGCAUCAUAGGUUGUGUCCUGUCCUGUCAGGUUUGACAUGAGUGGUCAAGGUUCAGCCAUAGAUAAAGGAAUGAACACGGUCCUAGUCUGUCAGGAGAGCUAUGCCUGUGGGGGCUCAGAUGAGGCUGCAUUUGAAUGUGAUGAAUGUGGCAGCUUGCAGUGUGCCCGCUGUGAACUGGAGCUCCAUAGGCAGGAGCGGAUGAGGAAUCAUGACCGGGUUCGGCUUGUACCCGGACAUGUUCCUUUUUGUGACUCCUGCAAAGGUGACAGCAGCUGCCCUAUGAGUGGUGGGCGGCUCAGAGCAGUGGUACGCUGCCAGGGCUGUAAGAUCAACCUGUGUUUGGACUGUCAGAAACGCACCCACAGUGGAGUCAACAAGAAGAAGCACCCACUGACACCAUACCCUCCGGUCAAAGCUCCUCAGGCGAGCAGCAUCAUGGCUGGGGAGUCAGAGAUGGACAUCCUGAAGGCCAAGCUGGAGAAAGUGUGCAGCUUCCUGUUGGUGGAUGAGAAGGAGGAGAUGCAGGUGAGGGAUGAGGAAGACUUUGUCAGUCGCCUGGGCUGCAGACCGGAUGAGCUCCUCAAAGUUGUCUCCAUCUUUGGGAACACUGGGGAGGGAAAAUCCCACACCUUGAACCACACUUUUUUCCUCGGGAGAGAAGUGUUCAAAACCUCACCCACCCAGGAGUCCUGCACUGUGGGUGUUUGGGCGGCUAUGGACCCUGUGCACUGGGUUGUAGUCAUCGACACGGAGGGACUACUUGGGGCUGGAGCCAAUCAGGGUCAGCGAACCCGGCUACUUCUCAAGGUCCUUGCCAUUUCUGAUGUGGUCAUCUACAGAACCCAUGCUGAUCGUCUCCAUGAUGAUCUCUUCAAGUUCCUGGGUGAUGCAUCUGAUGCCUACUUGAAACAUUUCAGCAGAGAGCUGAAGGCGACGACCAGUCGCUGUGGUCUGGAUGUCCCACUGUCCACCUUGGGCCCUGCAGUGAUAAUCUUCCAUGAGACUGUCCAUACCAAGCUUUUAGGAUCAGACAAGCCCUCUGAAUCAGCUGACCGUCUACUUCAGGAACGUUUCAGGAAACUGGGUCUAUAUCCAGAAGCGUUCAGUUCUAUCCAGUACAGAGGAACUCGGACCUACAACCCUCCCACAGACUUCAGUGGUUUGCUGCGCAGCCUGGAGCAGCAACUGGACAACAACACCACCCGCUCACCGCGUUCUGCCAGUGUCAUCUUCAAGGCUCUGCAGGCCCUGAGUGACCGUUUCAGUGGAGAUAUACCAGAUGAGCACUUGACCAGUAACUCUUUCUUUCCAGACGAAUACUUUACCUGUUCUAGCAUCUGCCUCAGCUGUGGCUCAGGCUGUAGGAGAAGCAUGAAUCACCUAAAGGAAGGGGACGACCACGAAGCCAAACAUCGCUGCCGCUAUUCUGCACAGUACGACAAUCGCAUCUACACCUGCAAGGUCUGCUACGAGGGAGGGAAAGAGGUAAUAGUUGUUCCAAAAACGACAGCCUCAUCUGACUCACCAUGGUUUGGUCUAGCCAUCUACGCCUGGUCUGGGUAUGUAAUCGAGUGCCCCAACUGUGCAGUGAUCUACAGAAGCAGGCAGUACUGGUAUGGAAACCAGGAUCCAGUGGAAACAGUGGUCAGAACAGAGAUCCAGCACAUCUGGCCUGGGUCUGAUGGCUUUUUGAAAGACAACAACAAUGCUGCUCAGCGGUUGCUGGAUGGAGUGAAAUACAUUUCUCAGUCAGUGUCUGAACUCAGCGUCAAGCCUGCCAAAGCAGUCACUUCCUGGCUUACUGACCAGAUUGCUCCUGCUUACUGGAAACCAAACUCCCUUAUCCUGAAAUGCCAUAAAUGUGCAGAAGAGUUCCAGCCCAAUGACACCAAGCACCACUGCCGUGCCUGUGGGGAGGGUUUCUGUGAUGCCUGCUCCUCCAAAUCCCGACCAGUUCCAGAGAGGGGCUGGGGUCUCGCACCCGUCAGAGUCUGCGAUGCAUGUUUUCACAACAGGGAAAUCUCAACUGAGUUACUGGAUGCUGCCCUGGAAGAAGAAGGAGGAACACUGAUAGCCAGGAAGGUUGGGGAGGCUGUUCAGAACACUUUAGGUGCUGUAGUUGGUGCUAUCGACAUCCCUCUGGGCCUGGUGAAGGACGCAGCUCGCCCAGCAUACUGGGUCCCAGAUCAGGACAUCCACUCCUGCUGCGAGUGUCAGAGGGAAUUCGCCCCCCGUCUCUCCAUCCACCACUGUCGUGCCUGCGGCCAGGGCGUGUGUGAUGACUGCUCUCAGGAACGGCGCUCCGUGCCCUCCCGUGGCUGGGAUCAUCCCGUGAGGGUAUGCAACGGAUGCAACCAGAAACCUGGGGAUCUCUAGCAGGACCAGGAGUGGGAGUUAGAGUGGAGAAUGGUUAAAGAUGCUAACUUUGAUGAAAACUGGAAUUAAAUUCACGUGGCCUUUGGCUGAAAGACUUCAUAUCCUUGUUGCUUUUAGUUGCUUGUCUUGGCUGCUGCCUGACUGUCUUUGUUUCAGUUUGGACUUUUUUUCCCGUGUAAUUUCAGUCCCUCAAUGCUAUUUUACUUUAAUAUGCCUAUUUUUUUACACUGUGAAGAAUACCAAUCAGAGUGAGACUUGAAUAUAGCUUGAAGAAGUGCUACUCAGAGAGAUUAUGAAAGUGAGUAUAGUUCAUUAAAUGCUUACUUUUGUUUGAGUUCAGGGAAAAAUGUCCAUGUGCCCCUUUAGACCUUUUUCAAUCUGUACUCAUGUACAUGAUGAAACCCUUAUCCGUUUGACAAUCCUUCUCAGUGUGAUAUACUAGGACUGUUAUAGCACCUUUUGUAGUAUGGGCCUCCAUAUGUAAACCAUAAUCGUAGAACUGAUUCCAGGAAAGCACUUUGUAGUCUAGGAAUGUCUCUGCAGGAGCCCUGGAUAUAACAUUUGGGACUGGAUCAAGAGGAAAUAAUGGAACAAUGAUCCACCACAAUUAUUUUGAUCCACGUUUGACAAAAUCUACUGUAGUUUUUCUCUACUGCAGCCUGACUUAGCUUUGGCUUUCCUGCCAUUUUUAAACCAGUGGGAAGCCACUGAUGUACUGUAGCACCAAGAUGCAUUCCAGCAUAUUUACUUGGUUAUAACAACUUACAAUAAGCCCUUUAUCCUUUGUGGUUGUUAGUAUAUUUGAAUGGAUGGAUGAUAAGAGGACGGCUUUAGUCACGCUGUCCAUGUUGACUGUUAAAACAUUUGCAUAGAUUAAACAUACAGUAUAUGGGGGAAUUGUUUCAUUUUAAAUGGCCUCAUUUGUUGAAUAUCUGUUAUUGAUGGGUCUGACUGCAGUGGGAUAAAAUAGAAUAUAACUGCUUUCACAGAGCUGGCUCACGAUAUUCUACAGAAAAGACUUUGAACUUCUAAGCAUCUUUUUGAGGCUGGCCCCUCAAAACAGGAGAUAAUUACAAGAGAACAAAACCUUUACCCCAUCAGCUCAGGCUGUGUAGAUUUCAAUAUGCUGCAGCACCAAGUGAGCAGUGACACCUUAUUAGUGCAACACAGUCGUCGUAGCAUUGUAAGGUCUGACUCAUUUGAUAGUAACCGGAUUUUUGUUUGUUGGAUGUCAACAAAUCAUGUGAAAGAACACCUGAUAUGUUGACAUCUGUGUACACCUUCAAUGAAUACAGAUAUAACACGGAACAAAUCAAUGCCUUUGUUCAUGUAUGCUCACAGUAUGUAUUAAACUGCAGAAACAAA
Solea senegalensis (Senegalese sole) is the source of this 4554-nucleotide messenger RNA. RefSeq names its product zinc finger, FYVE domain containing 1 (gene zfyve1). The record is from RefSeq and is a predicted model, not a curated record. Gene Ontology annotation, molecular function: zinc ion binding. The transcript has 12 exons. Lineage: Eukaryota; Metazoa; Chordata; Actinopteri; Pleuronectiformes; Soleidae. Bases 850 to 3189 code for a protein of 779 amino acids.